AUGGCGACCACACCACAUUUUUUUAGUCUCCCUUCUCUCCUCAUAGCCUCGGUUGUGAUCUUCCUACUCUCAUCAGUGGCAUCUGCCAUAGGUGUCAACUAUGGAACAUUGGGGAACCUUCCACCGCCGCAGCAAGUGGUGGACUUCAUCAAAACAAAAACCAUUUUUGACAGUGUCAAGAUCUAUGAUGCGAAUCCUGACAUCCUCCGAGCCCUAGCAGGGACUGGAAUAAACGUCACCAUUAUGGUCCCUAACGGUAACAUUCCAGCAAUGGCCAACGUUGAAAAUGCUCGUCAAUGGGUCGCUGCCAAUGUCUUGCCAUUUCACCAACAAACUAAGAUCAAAUACAUCUGUGUUGGGAACGAGAUUCUUCUUACUAAAGACAAUAACUUGAUCUCAAAUCUUAUUCCGGCAAUGCAAAGUCUUCACAAAGCUUUGAACAUUUCCGGUCUACCAGAUAUGAAGGUGACAACGCCACAUGCGUUUACCGUAGGCUAUAACCUAAACGCACCAAGCCAGAGCAGAUUUAACGACGAUCAAAAAGAUUUUUUUGCUAAGAUCUUGGAGUUCAAUCGCCAAGCCAAGUCCCCAUUCAUGAUCAGCGCCUACCCUUAUUUUAUGAUGGACCCGAACAAUGUCAAUUACGCUAUAUUUGGUCCGUCAAAUGCUAUAACGGAUACUAAAACAGAACACACCUAUAACAACAUGUUCGAUUCAGUCAUGGAUGCAACCUAUUCAGCUAUGAAUGCUCUCGGCUAUGGCGAUGUAGAUAUUGCCGUAGGAGAAACUGGUUGGCCUAGCGCUUGUGACGCUGCAUGGUGCACACCUCAAAAUGCAGAAAACUACAACCUUAACAUCAUCAAGCGUGCACAAAAUAUAGGGACACCUCUUAUGCCUAAUCGCCACAUCGAUAUCUACAUAUUCGCAUUGUUCAAUGAGGAUGGUAAAUCUGGUACCGCUGAGAAAAAUUGGGGACUAUUCAAACCUGACUUUUCUCCGGUUUAUAAUGUUGGGGUUUUACGAGGUGGUGAAACAAGUCCACCACCAAGUAGUAGUGAAAAAUGGUGUGUGGCGAAACAAGAAGCGACAGACGCACAACUACAAGCGAAUAUUGAUUGGGUGUGUAGCCAAGGUAUUGAUUGUAAGAACAUCUCACCUGGUGGUAUAUGUUUUGACAACAACAACAUGAAGACCCGAUCGUCGUUCAUCAUGAACGUUUAUUACCAAAGCAAAGGUGGCUCGGAAGAUGCUUGUAAUUUCAGCGGUAGUGGUGUCGUCACUACUACCAACCCAAGCACUAGUACAUGCGUUAUACAAAACAUGGAAGACGGAUCCAUACAUAUGGAAACUACCAAUAUUGAUUGGGUGUGUAGCCAAGGUAUUGAUUGUAAGCCAAUCUCACCUGGUGGCACAUGUUCUGAAUUUGAGAUCAACAUGCAGACACGAGCUUCGUUCAUUCAAUACGGUUAG
Messenger RNA from Raphanus sativus (radish), 1470 nucleotides. Its product is annotated as glucan endo-1,3-beta-glucosidase. The coding region runs from base 1 to 1470 and encodes 489 amino acids. Gene Ontology annotation, biological process: carbohydrate metabolic process. The transcript is spliced from 3 exons. Gene Ontology annotation, cellular component: plasma membrane. Lineage: Eukaryota; Viridiplantae; Streptophyta; Magnoliopsida; Brassicales; Brassicaceae. Gene Ontology annotation, molecular function: hydrolase activity, hydrolyzing O-glycosyl compounds. The record is from RefSeq and is a predicted model, not a curated record.